UCUCUUUUCCUAUCUCUCGCUCUCUUCUUCCAUCUCUCCUAUCAGAGUCAGUUUGAUCUAGUAUCUUUUAAUUUCUUGUGCGUGUGGUAACCUGCUCGUACAUACAGGCAGGCUAACAUACUAUCACAUGCCUUGAGCGUCCAUCUCGCCCACACUAUCACAGGCUGACACCCUGGAUUUUCAGGAUCAUUAGCCCAUGAGUGCGGUCCCCUUCAGACAGCGAUGAGAAUGCCCCCCCUGUGCGUUCCCCUCGCAGCUAUGGAUCCAGAGACUCUAUUCUGAGUGGCAGAGAAAGAGAAAGCUGGAAGAAGGAGGAGGAAGAGAGCUGUGCCCUCAAGCACAACGGCUCCGGCAGCAGAGGGCGCCCCAGUUUGAGACGCAAGCGGAACGUGAGCAUGAGGUGCUCCACCCUCCUGGCCAUUCUGGUCGGGGUGCUGCUCUACCUGGUCAUGGGAGCCGUGGUGUUCCGGACCCUGGAGGCCCCCAGAGAGGAGGGAAAGCAUAACCACCUGGAGAGCUACCUCCUAGCCUUCCUGGAGAACUACACCUGCAUCAACCAGGAAACCCUGCAGAUCCUCAUACAGGAAGUAACAGAUGCAGUAGGAGCCGGUGUUGAUCCCAACAGUAACGCCUCUACAUUCUCCAGCCGGUGGGACCUAGCAAGCGCUUUCUUCUUCUCUGGCACCAUCAUCACAACCAUUGGCUAUGGGAACAUCGCCCCUCAGACAGAAGGGGGUCAGCUGUUCUGCAUCUUCUAUGCCUUGGUUGGAAUCCCCAUGUUUGGAAUUCUUCUGGCUGGGGUGGGUGACCACCUGGGGACUGGUCUGAGGAAGACCAUUGCCAAGGUUGAGAUGCUGUUCCUGAAAUGGAAGGUCAGUCCCACCAUUGUCCGUGUCAUCUCGGCUGUCUUCUCCAUCCUGCUGGGCUGCCUGCUCUUCCUGGCCGUACCAACCCUGGUGUUUCAGGAAGUGGAGGACUGGUCCCUGCUGGAGUCGGCCUACUUUGUGGUGAUCACACUCACCACCGUGGGCUUUGGCGACUAUGUUGCAGGUGAUGGAGAUGUCACUGGUAAGGACCACUGGUACAAGCCUCUGGUGUGGUUCUGGAUCCUGUUGGGUCUGGCCUAUUUUGCUUCCAUCCUCACCAUGAUUGGGAACUGGCUCCGUGUGCUGUCCAAGAAGACCCGGGCCGAGAUGGAAGAGCUAAGGGCACACGCCACGGACUGGACACAGAACAUCCAGAAUAUGUCCGUUGACUUCCGCAUUCCCAACAUUGACGACCCUUUCUACCAGCGUCGGCGGAGACGGCACCACCGAGGGCCCCGGAGUCACGGUCCCCACAGUCACAGCCACGGCAAGAGGGAAGGAGGCACAGGGAAGGAAGGCGGGGCCAUGGAGAACGGGCGCCUGCCCAAUGACCAAUCCGAAUCCUCCUCAUAUUCUUACUCCUCAGAUGAGUCUUAUUCGGAAUCUGGCUCCGGGGUGACGGAGACAGAGCGGGUGGGGGAGGGAGGGCAGGAUCCACAGUCUCUACCUGAAGCAAUUAGUUCCCAACCCCUGGAUUAUUUUGGAGAGAAUCUGGCCUACAUCGACGAUUCUUCAGAUGCACUAAGUGGAAGGUUCAAAACCGAUCCCGCCCAAAAUUCGAUCCUACAACGCAAGGCCAAGAGAAGGCGUCAUAGAAGACCUCUCAUCCAAAAGAACCUCAAAACCCCACCAGCCAAUGGCAACCUGGAGAGGAAAGAGCCAAACGGUGACCUUCAGCCCCCACCAGAUCCUCCACCCCCUCCUCCAGAGCCCCCACAGUGAGGCAAAAUUGUUCAUGGGAACUACGAUGCAAAGGAUGUCAAUAGGAUUUUGCCUGCCACCCAAUAAGGUCUUCUGUUUGUGUUAGAGUGAGGGUUAGAGUGAGAGUGAGAGACUGAGAGAGUGUGAGAGAGAGUGUGUGUGUAUGAUUGCUUUUGUGUGAGUGUGUGUGUGUGUGUUUGGGUGGGUGGGAACGUUUGGGUGUGUAUGUAAGAGAAAGAAAGAUUCUCUGGCCUUCAAGGUGCCUCAUUGCCUCAGAAACCCCACACAGUAGUACUUUAUCAGUGUCGUCUCCUGGGCUAUACAGAAGUGCUGAACUCAGUGAUUCUUAACCACAUUUAUCAAUGUGGGCUGCAUGUGCGACUUGAAUGUGUCAUCACCUCCGGCCCUCUCACCCCCCCCCCCCCCCCCCCCCCCACAUACGCACACAUAUUUGUAUUGCACAUUCAUAAUAAUAGUCUGUGGCCUUCCCCUUGAAUGUGACACAAAACAAAUGUUGACUGUUGAAAAAAAUGGUUGCUUCUCUCCUUUCUACAAGACUAUCCUGUGUUAGGUUACCCCAUCCAUCGCAUCCCACCCCCUUACAUCUGCAUGCCUAAUGAAAUUGACUGUUCUUUAACUCUUUUAUCUCAGCUUUAACUUCAGUUUACCUUAUUAUGAGCUUGUGAAAAGCAUUACAUCUCAGGAUUCAAAAGAGUGCUAUAAAAAGGCUGGAAUUGUAAACUAAGCAUAAUUUUACUUCAUUGCAAGUCACUGUACACAAUUACAACUCCAGAUCGGGUGUAUUAUUCAUUGAUAGCUUUAUUAUAAGUAACACUCCUCUGGGAAGUAAUGGAAUUUGGAAUCUCAGUUUGGAAUUUUUCAGUUGAGAACAUGCUCAGCUUAGUUCAACAGAAGCACAUGGUCCUGUCAGUCAUUAAGUUAAAAAAUGCUUAUGAAAAUAAAAGCAUGAAGUAUGCAGUGAAAAGCAGAGAACACAUAAUUUACACAGCAGUUGUUAAAGCAUGUGUGACCUUUACGAAAUCAUGGUUUUGAGAAGUGGGAAAUUUUCUGUCAUGUUACCUAAUGAUGUCAAAUGUUGUUACAUGUUGUCACUGUAUGUCUGUUGGUAUCUACAGUGAAUCAGGCAGGAAGGGUAUACACUGUACUUUAUUUAUAAAUCAGGAUGUGUCAACAAGAAAGUGCCCGUGUCAGGGAGGUGACCAAACCUUCUCAGGGGUCAUGGAAUGCAACGCAUGGAUUAUUAUUUUUUCUUCCCCUUCGAGAGUUUUUGGAUCCACAUAAAUAGUUCCCAGUCCAAAACUGAGAUGCCCUGGAUCAUGUCCCAACAGGAUCCAGCGCAAAUCUAGCACUGGGUAUAUUGUCAGUUACGCUCAGUAUGUUCAUAUGUUAAUAUUCCUGCCAGGGAUCAACUUCAUGAAGGUAACCUAAAUACAAAUUCAUAACUGAUAAAUUAUAUUGUAAACAUAUUUAAAGAUAUGUCUGUGUCUGUAUGUGUGUGCAUACAUGUGCACGUGUGUAUGUAUUUAUCAGAUUCAUUCAACAACAAGCGAAGUGUGUGUUAGCAUACAGCAAUGCAUUAUUAUUAAGGGCUUAUUGAAUAGAAAAUAUCUUGCCUUUGCCAUAUCUGUUGGUGGUCUGCAUCUAAAAUACCUAAAUAUAAAAUACAGUGUAUGUGC
Messenger RNA from Anguilla anguilla (European eel), 3484 nucleotides. RefSeq names its product potassium channel subfamily K member 4-like. The record is from RefSeq and is a predicted model, not a curated record. The coding region runs from base 396 to 1808 and encodes 470 amino acids. NCBI's taxonomy places the organism in Eukaryota, Metazoa, Chordata, Actinopteri, Anguilliformes, Anguillidae. The transcript is spliced from 8 exons. Gene Ontology annotation, cellular component: membrane. Gene Ontology annotation, biological process: potassium ion transmembrane transport; stabilization of membrane potential. Gene Ontology annotation, molecular function: potassium ion leak channel activity.